Zingiber officinale is the source of this 2034-nucleotide messenger RNA. Its product is annotated as synaptotagmin-1-like. The transcript has 12 exons. The coding region runs from base 199 to 1932 and encodes 577 amino acids. NCBI's taxonomy places the organism in Eukaryota, Viridiplantae, Streptophyta, Magnoliopsida, Zingiberales, Zingiberaceae. Gene Ontology annotation, cellular component: endoplasmic reticulum. Gene Ontology annotation, molecular function: lipid binding. The record is from RefSeq and is a predicted model, not a curated record.
GUCCUAGUAAUGUCGUCGGUCCCCUUCUCUCUCAUCACCAACAAAAGUGGGAGCAUGCGCGACGGCGACCCCUCCCACACGACGACGCCGUCGCCGUCGCCACCAUGACCACCGCUGCCUCAAUCCACACACCUCGUUGCCUCAUCCGACUACGAAGGGAGGAUAAGACGAAUACAAGAGCGACACUAUAGCGCUUUGAUGGGUUUGUUCCUCUUCAGGAGGGAGUGGUGGAGGGGUUCUGGGCGGAAGAUGGAAGAAUUGAAGAUAGGGCUUCUGAGCACCGCUUUAGGCUUCUUCGGCUUUGGGGUAGGGCUGACGGUGGGCGCCGUCGUCGGGUUCUACCUCUUCAUCCGCACCCAACCCUCCGAUGUCGAGGAUUCAAAAAUUUGUGCACAUGUUGAAAAUGAUCCAGAAUUUCUGGAGCGCAUUCUCCCAGAAAUUCCUCUCUGGGUGAAGUACCCCGAUUAUGAUCGAGUGGGUUGGUUAAAUAAAUUUAUGGAACUGAUGUGGCCAUAUCUUAAUGAGGCUAUCUGCAAAACUGCAAUGCAAUCUGCAGAGCCGAUUAUGGCAGAGGUUGCUGCAAAGUACAAAAUCAAGUCUGUUAAAUUUGAAACAUUCACUCUUGGUUCACUACCUCCAAGUCUUCACGGAAUGAAAGUUUACAUCUCUGAAGAAAACGAACUCAUAUUGGAACCUUCACUUAAAUGGGCUGGGAAUCCUAAUAUCAUCGUUGUUGCUAGAGCAUACGGAUUGAGAUUAACUGUGCAGGUGGUAGAUCUGCAGAUCUUUGCACUUCCUCGUCUUACUUUAAAGCCCUUGGUCCCUAGCUUUCCUUGUUUUGCAAACAUCUACAUGGGUCUCAUGGAGAAGCCACAUGUGGAUUUUGGAGUAAAACUUUCGAGGGCUGAUCUCAUGGCAAUUCCUGGUCUUUACAUAUUUGUGCAGGAGACCAUCAAAGAUCAAGUUGCGAAUAUGUUCCUUUGGCCGAAAACCCUUGAAGUGCCUAUUCUGGAUGUUUCAAAAGCCUUAAAGAAGCCUGUUGGCAUUCUCUAUGUCAAAGUUAUCAGGGCUUAUGAGCUGCCAAAGGAAGACUUAUUCGGAAAAUCAGACCCAUACGUGAAAUUGAGGCUUUCUGACCAUAAGCUUCCGUCUAAAAAGACAUCAGUGAAACGCCGAAACCUGGAACCCGAAUGGAAUGAGGAAUUCAAAUUCGUUAUAAAAGAUCCAGAAAGUCAAGUGGUGGAGCUCAAUGUCUAUGAUUGGGAACAGGUAGGAAGACAUAAAAAAAUGGGAAUGAAUGUCAUUAAGUUGAAUGAAGUUAUCCCCAACAAAUCGACGACUCUAACACUCGAUCUUCUCAAGGAUUUCAAAAGUGAAGACAUUCCGAGUGAAAAUUCACAAGGACAAAUUGUCGUCGAAGUUAAUUACAAACCUUUCAAGGAAGAAGAACAUGAAGAAGAUGAAAGUAGUGGUGAAGAAGAUGAAAUUGAAGAUGAAGUUGGCCCUGAAUCAGAAGAUGAAGUAGCAGAUAAAGAAGAAAAGACACCCAAGAGCGCCCCUCCUGGCGGCGGUUUGCUUAUCGUUAUUGUCCACGAAGGUAAAAAACUCGAGGGGAAGCACCAUAUAAAUCCUUAUGCACGAGUUACCUUUAGAGGAGAGAAAAAGAAAACCAAGCACAAAAAGCAUAACAGAGAUCCAAGAUGGAAGGAGGAAUUCCUUUUUGUUUGCGAGGAACCUCCGGUCCACGACAAAUUACUAGUCGAGGUAUUCAGUAAGGCAAUAGGUAUUGGCAUACACUACUCUAAGGAAAGUUUGGGAUAUGUUACCGUCGACCUCGCAGAUGUUGUGAACAACAAGAGAACCAACGAAAUCUACCAUCUGAUCGACUCGAAAAAUGGCCAAAUUCAGGUAGAGUUGCAAUGGAACACUUGAAAUAUAUUAUAUUCCUUCUGAUCAUCGAACUUCCAUUGUUCAUAAAUGUAUUUGACAACAUAUUUCGAAUACAGAGCUGACUCUUAUUAUCGACUUACAAAA